This is a messenger RNA of Mya arenaria, 708 nucleotides long. RefSeq names its product fibrous sheath CABYR-binding protein-like. The coding region runs from base 1 to 708 and encodes 235 amino acids. NCBI's taxonomy places the organism in Eukaryota, Metazoa, Mollusca, Bivalvia, Myida, Myidae. The record is from RefSeq and is a predicted model, not a curated record. The transcript has a single exon.
AUGCAAGAUCCCGAUCCUGGCCUCUCACAAGGUGGGAUAGGCAGUCCGCCCCACAUGCAAGAUCCAAGUCUCUCACAAGGUGGGAUAGGCAGUCCACCCCACAUGCAAGAUCCCGGCCUCUCAGAAGGAGGGAUAGGCAGUCCACCCCACAUGCAAGAUCCCAGCCUCUCACAAGGUGGGAUAGGCAGUCCACCCCACAUGCAAGAUCCCAGCCUCUCACAAGGUGGGAUAGGCAGUCCGCCCCACAUGCAAGAUCCCAGCCUCUCACAAGGUGGGAUAGGCAGUCCGCCCCACAUGCAAGAUCCCGGCCUCUCUCAAGGUGGGAUAGGCAGUCCACCCCACAUGCAAGAUCCAAGCCUCUCACAAGGUGGGAUAGACGGUCCGCCCCACAUGCAAGAUCCCAGCCUCUCACAAGGUGGGAUAGGCAGUCCACCCCACAUGCAAGAUCCCAGCCUCCCACAAGGUGGGAUAGGCAGUCGACCCCACAUGCAAGAUCCCAACCUCUCACAAGGUGGGAUAGGCAGUCCACCCCACAUGCAAGAUCCCAGCCUCUCACAAGGUGGGAUAAGCAGUCCGCCCCACAUGCAAGAUCCCAGCCUCUCACACGUCGGGAUAGGCAGUCCGCCCCACAUGCAAGAUCCCAGUCUCUCACAAGGUGGGAUAGGCAGUCCACCCCACAUGCAGGAUCCCGGCCUCUCACAAGGUUAG